Venturia canescens is the source of this 2388-nucleotide messenger RNA. Its product is annotated as tubulin alpha-1 chain-like. Gene Ontology annotation, molecular function: GTP binding; structural constituent of cytoskeleton. Bases 134 to 1486 code for a protein of 450 amino acids. Gene Ontology annotation, cellular component: cytoplasm; microtubule. Gene Ontology annotation, biological process: microtubule cytoskeleton organization; mitotic cell cycle. The transcript has 4 exons. The record is from RefSeq and is a predicted model, not a curated record. NCBI's taxonomy places the organism in Eukaryota, Metazoa, Arthropoda, Insecta, Hymenoptera, Ichneumonidae.
UCGUCAUCGUUUAUCAUUAUAAACAAAGUUCGUUUGUUUUCGUAGUCAAUCGCACAUACGGAUAAUCGCAGACGGUCAUAACGCACGAUUUUUCAAUUUCGUUUAAUUCGAAAGUUUCCCAAUCUUAGAAAAUAUGCGCGAGUGUCUUUCGGUUCACGUUGGUCAGGGGGGUGUACAAAUCGGCAAUGCAUGCUGGGAAUUGUACUGCCUGGAGCAUGGCAUUCAGCCCGAUGGUCAAAUGCCUUCUGACAAAACCGUCGGUGGCGGUGACGACAGUUUCAAUACAUUUUUCAGCGAAACUGGAGCUGGAAAACAUGUACCCAGAGCCGUUUUUAUGGACCUGGAACCAACUGUUGUCGAUGAAGUUCGAACCGGAACUUAUCGUCAGCUCUUUCAUCCCGAGCAGUUGAUAACCGGUAAAGAGGAUGCUGCGAAUAAUUAUGCUCGUGGUCAUUACACGGUAGGAAAAGAAAUAGCCGAUCUGGUACUGGAUCGUUUGCGCAAAUUGGCCGAUCAAUGUAGCGGUCUUCAGGGUUUUUUGAUAUUUCAUGCGUUCGGUGGUGGUACCGGUUCAGGAUUUACUUCGUUAUUGAUGGAGCGUCUUUCGGUCGAUUAUGGAAAAAAAUCAAAGCUCGAAUUCGCGAUAUAUCCAUCGCCACAGAUUUGUACUGCGAUUGUUGAGCCUUUCAACUCUUUGUUGACGACCCACACAACCCUGGAACAUUCGGACGCUGCUUUUAUGGUUGACAACGAAGCAAUUUACGACAUUUGUCGUCGCAAUCUCGACAUCGAAAGGCCAACCUAUACAAACCUCAAUAGACUCAUCGGACAAAUUGUUUCUUCGAUAACCGCGUCGUUAAGAUUCGACGGUGCUCUCAACGUCGAUCUCACCGAAUUUCAAACCAAUCUCGUCCCAUAUCCACGAAUUCAUUUCCCCCUUGCAACCUACGCUCCCGUUAUAUCGGCCGAAAAAGCUUAUCACGAACAACUAACCGUCGCCGAAUUGACCAACUCGUGCUUCGAGCCGGCUAAUCAAAUGGUCAAAUGUGAUCCACGCCACGGAAAAUAUAUGGCGUGUUGCAUGCUCUACAGAGGCGACGUCGUACCCAAAGACGUUAACGCAUCGAUCGCUACAAUAAAAACGAAACGAACUAUACAAUUCGUCGAUUGGUGUCCGACUGGAUUCAAGGUUGGUAUUAAUUAUCAGCCCCCCACGGUGGUGCCUGGCGGAGAUUUGGCAAAAGUACAACGUGCGAUUUGCAUGUUGGCGAACACAACAGCGAUAGCCGAAGCCUGGGCGAGAUUGAAUCACAAAUUUGACGUCAUGUAUUCGAAACGCGCUUUCGUUCACUGGUACGUUGGGGAGGGAAUGGAAGAAGGAGAAUUUUCGGAAGCCCGCGAGGACUUGGCUGCUUUGGAAAAAGACUACGAAGAAGUGGGUCUGGACUCGGUUGAGGGCGAGGGCGAGGCCGGUGAAGAGUACUGAGUCAACUUCUCGCGCCUCUUUUCUCCCUCUCCGCCGUUUGCUUGUGUUUAUUUUUUUCUUUAUUUUCCUGUCUGCGCCCGAAUAAAGUGGGAUUUAAAUGAGAUGACAAUUCGAGAGCUCACGAUUAAAUUAGUAAUUGGUAGAGAGCGCAUUAUACCGAUCCAGUGAAAGGAGUUUUUUAAACUAUUUUUCUCACAGUCUGCCGUUCGAAAUUCUUCAGAAAAAACUUGAAACACGCUCAACAUUUUCAUCCCUUUUUUACGGAAGGAAAAAUCACACUUUUUUCACUGAUUCUCGAGCCUGGCGCCUCUUGGGCUUUGUCAAUAAUUUUGCCCAUUUCUCUUAUUCGGGUCAAGUGACUUUGACGGAUGUUGAAAAUAUUUCUCAACGAUAUCCAAUAUUGGACUCGAAUUAUCGAUUUUUCUUAUGAAUUCCUUCGCUUUCGUGUCCUGGUUAAAAUAAUAUUAAAAAAUCAUUCAAAAAUCACAUAAGGAGAUAGAAUAAUGGACUUGUGAUUUAUCAUGUUCAACUUGAAUAAAAAUCUUUAUUUAGAAGACACGAUUGUCGAAGACACUUGCACGCGAUCCUUAGGAUCACCCUUUCAUUUAUUUAUAUAUUCGUCGUAUUCUAUUGUGUAUGUGUAAUAAAAAAGUGAAAAAAACCACGGUUUUGUCACGAGUGAUAAUGGGAAGCAUUAUUUAAAAUUGCACGGAAUUAUAAUAAAACAAUGAUUAACGUUCAGCGUACGGCAGUAAAUACAAUUGCUCGAAAUACCUUUAAACUUGUUUCGUUGCAAGAAAAUACAAAAUAUUUAGCAUGGAGCUCAUCCGAAAUCUUUAAGAAGUCAUGUCAACAGUGCAUUAAACAAAGAAUCGACACAAAAGGAUUUUGAUUAAUUGAAU